Molecule: messenger RNA, 5209 nt
Organism: Symbiodinium sp. CCMP2456
Lineage: Eukaryota; Dinophyceae; Suessiales; Symbiodiniaceae
Source: the annotation of a GenBank genome assembly
AUGUGGAGAGAACAAAACGGCUGGGUGCCAAGGUCCUUGAAGCCCUCACAGACUGCCCUGAUCUGCUUUGAAGACAAGAACGAGAUGGCUAUGUGGAGCCUGGAUCAAGGCAGAGGCAAGGCGCUGACGCACGGCCAAGGCAAAAAGAUCAGCCGAUCUCUCCAGGCAUUGACCGACCUCAACGUGGAGAACAAGGAUGAUGUGGUGUGGAAGCUAGUUUCACCAGAGUUUGACGUGAGUGUUUUUCAAUGUUCAGACGAGGCGAUGGCCACUUUGGAUCCGUCUUGUCAAUCUUCACUAUGGGACUCCUUGAGGAAAAGCUCUCCGAGACGGCUUACGCUUUUUCCAAGUCAAAGUGACGAGUCCAAUGUGCUUGCUCGCGAUGUUGCGGAGUGGCAGGCUUCGAAUGGGAGGUCGUUCGUCAUGUUGUGCGAUGCGGGAACCAAGUUGGAUUACGUGGAGGCAAUCAAGGAGGAACAGGACUGGGUGUGCACAGUCAGGGAGAACGUGGUUUACGUGAGCAACGACCACAAGAUGCUCGAGGAGGUGUUUGACUUCCCUCAGAAUCACGAGGCGCACCAGAACGAAGUCAAUUGCUUCCCUCAGAAUCACAAGGCGCACCAGGACGAAGUCAAUUGCUUCCAUCAGAAUCAGGAGGCGCACCAGGACGAAGUCAGUUGCUUCCAUCAGAAUCAGGAGGCGCACCAGGACGAAGUCAGUUGCUCCCAUCAGAAUCAGGAGGCGCACCAGGACGAAGUCAGUUGCUUCCAUCAGAAUCAGGAGGCGCACCAGGGGUCAAAAUUUUAUGUUGAUGAGAGUCAGCGCGGUGGGUCCUUUUUCAACCAAGAGAGUCAGCACGGUGGGUCCUUCUUGACGUCUGAUCAAGUUCAGUGGGUCGAAGAGCGAGCAAAGAUCAUGUUGGAGCAGAAGGACUACUCCCUAUGGUCCCUAGAAAAGAUCCUCAACCACUUCCCGCAGAAUAAGUUCAAACAGCGAGCCUCAGUGGACAACGGGCAGUACGUGGUUUUCGGACUUUAUGCGUAUGGCAACCAGUAUGGGCUGACAAACAGAUCAGCCGAAAUGCCGAACUUUGUCGUCUAUAUCAACGAACUUCUCAGGUUUCAAAGCAAUGGAAGGUUUCAAGAGAAGCCUACGUGGACCACCUUUGCGCUGGGGUUAAAUGCCGGAUCUCUACCUCAUCGAGAUGUCAACAACAGAACGGGCUCUCGGAACUAUGUGUUGGGACUCGGCAAAUACCAGAACGGAGAAGUUUGGGUGCAAGACGAGUCGUGCGCGAAGACGCAUAAAGUUCUACCUGGAGGAGAGAAGAUCCAAGUUCGGAAUCUGAACAUCAAGAAUAAGAUGUGUGAGUUCGACCCCAAGAAGUGGCAUGGCUCACAAAGCUGGACCGGAUGCAGGUAUGUCAUCAGUGCCUAUACCUCUAGAGGCUUCGAUGAGGUGGACGAAGCGGAGAUGAAACGGCUGAGACAGCUUGGAUUCGAGCUGCCACGAGACCGCAUCUAUGUCAUGUAUGACGGCUCAGAACGUAGAACCGAGGAGAAGUGCAGCAAAGUGUUUGUCGAGGAGUAUGAGAUGGAUGAACGUCAAGAAGACGUUCCUCGACGAGCUCAACCGCAUGCAGAUGAGAAUAUGCGUCCUACCAACGAGGAGCUCAGGCUGUUGCACAAGCUACACCAAAAUCUGGGCCACCCGGGAGCGAAAGAGCUAGCUAGAUCCUUGAAGCUAGCACGGGCAAAGCCACACAUCGUUCGCUAUAUGGCCAGAGAAUUCCGAUGUGAAGUGUGUGAGGCAAGGCCCAAGCCAAAGUCAGCCCGACCAGCAGUGUUACCAAGGUCCUACGAACCCGGCCGAGUUGUGGGAGUGGAUGUGAUCUACCUCCGAGCUCUAGAUCCUCGAGAUAGCUUCCCGUGCUUGAACAUAUGUGACUGGGGAACUGGAUACCAGAUGGUUGAGCGUCUCCGAAGCGUUGAGGCAGACCACACCUGGCGCACGUUCCUUCGAGUUUGGGGACGCACCUUUGGCAUUCCGGAAAUCAUCAUCCCAGACCUCGGAACUGAGUUCAGAGGCGUGUUUGCAGAUCAAGCCGCGCAAGCGGGAGCGCUAGUGAGACACACGGGCGCUCGUUCACCUUGGCAAGCUGGGAAGACUGAGCGAGCGGGAGCACACUACAAGGCAAUCCUGGAGAAGGCCCGCGACACGGCACAGAUAAGCUCCUGGGAAGAACUCAAGAGUCUCAUGUUGGAAGUGGAGGCAGCCAAAAACAGGUAUGGGAACCGAAGCGGAUUCUCGCCUAUGCAAAGGCAGAUUGGACAUUCGCUACGACUGCCAGGAUCUCUGCUUUCAGACGACUCCAUCGACCCAACCAUGAUUGUGCAGAGUGCCGGGGAUGAGAUGAGAAGACUGCUCGAGAUAAGACAGCAUGCUCAGGAGGCUUACAUGAAGACUCAAACAGAGAUCGCAGUCACCAAGGCCAAGAACGCGAGAACCCGCAGGCCGCUGAACUUCGUGGUGGGAGAGACGGUGUAUGUUUUUCGGCAGCCUAAGGAGAGGAAGCGGAAACAUGCCAUGACCCCAGAAAGCCACGAGAGCCGCAAACCUAUGUGGGUCGGCCCAGGGAUCGUGCUAGCGAUCGAAGGCCCCAAUUUGUGGGUUUCGAUGAAAGGCGAACUUUGGAAAGUCAGCAUAGAGCAGUGCCGCCCGGCAACGAGUGAAGAGCAAUUCGCAAAAGAAAUGUUGGCUGGAGAGCUUGAAGCGCUAGAGCUUGGACGUGCGAGCACAAAGAGGUCCUACAAGGACAUGACGGAGGACGAAGGCAAGACUGGGUACCCGAACCUCAACCACAGCGACCUCGACUGGAAGAUCCUGCUCAGGUACCAGUUCCUCCUGGAGAAGUUCCGGAUGAAGUUGAAGAGGCGCUCAGGACCCCAGCUGGACUGGAAGGAGCGCUGGAUGAGCUCAGAAUGCGUGGAUCACUGGAAAGACAGGUUUCAGUGCGAGAACCCGAGCCUCUUCCUACCACAAGUGAUGAGAAAUGAGCGCCUCGAUGGCAAUUUUCCUGGAAGCCCGCCCUACGAAGCUGCGAGAAGACUCAAUCGUUAUCGACCACAAGUUCAACGACCGUACUUCGUACAGAAGCAAGGCUUCGACGACGGCAAGGCGUGGUUCUCACUAGAUGAGAAUGGAUGGAUCUGGGAAAAAGACUGUUGGGAAGAAACGAGCAAGGAGCUGAUCGUUCGACAUCAUGUGGAACCUCGAGAUGAACUAUGUGAUCCCAACAAGGUCAAAGGAGCACUGAUGCCUAGGAGGCUCAAGUAUCGGAGCACCUAUGCCAUCGACGAGCUGGGCAACGUGCAGACCUUCCAAGACAACUGGGUGCGUGCUGGGAAGAAGAACUCCAAGGUCGGAUGCAGUUGGACUGGAGGAAAACCGCGAGGACAAGGAGAAAUCUUCGACCACGAGAUCAAGGCGGAGGACAGGCCAGGUUGGCGAGAAACAGACCUUCAAGAAUGGUCAAAAGUGGUUUCCACAGGAGCCGUUCGGGUGUUAGAUGUGAAAGAAUCAAGAGAAGUCCGAGCGAAGCUGGAAGCCGAGGGCAAGCUGGAGCGAAUCUUACCAUCCAGAAUGGUGAGAAGGAUGAAACCAGCCGAACAACCUGGCGAGCCCGAUGUGCGGAAAUCUCGUUGGUGCAUCAGAGGGGACAAGGACCCUGAUCUUCUGUCCCUUGAAAGAUUUUCUCCAACCCUGUGCUCAACCACGUUUGGAGUGCUACUUCAAGCUUGUGCUUCGAUGGGAUACGCCGCGAGUGUUGGAGACUUGAAGAAUGCAUUUUGUCAGAGCUUGCCACUAAAACGAGCUGAAGGUGCUCUCUACGCUAUGCAACCAAAGGGCGGAAUCGAGGGACUCCAUGAAGAGCAGUUGAUACAGAUCAUUGCAGGAUGCUAUGGACUUCCUGACGCUCCUAUGCAUUGGCGUCGGUCACUCAAGGAGAGCAGUCUCGCUCUCGGAUAUCGGGAAAGUGUUCUCGACCCCACUGUGUAUCUUCUUCAUGACGAGUGCAAGCUCCAAGGCGCAAUAGCGGUGGAAGUUGACGAUCUGUUCAACUUCGGAAGUGACCUCCACUACAAAAAGAUGGACGAGCUCAAGCUGAAGUACAAGUUUGGUAAAUUCGAAAUGCUUCGCGGCAACGAAAGCGGAGUGGGAUUCAACGGCCGCAGAAUCAAACAACUUGAUGACUAUGGGUUCGUCGUCGACAUGAUGAAGUUUGUCACGGAACGGUUGGAGCCGAUACAGUUCGCGAAGGGCAGAAAGAGCCGGCCGAAGGCGUUGGCGAAUGAGUCAGAGAUUGCUCAGGCCAGAGCGGUCGUCGGGAGUCUCAAUUGGGCUUCACGGGAAGGAAGACCAGAUGCCGCUGCAGCAGCCUCUUUGAGCUCAUCAAAGUUUCCCAAGCCGAUCAUCGAGGAUUUGAUCGAUAUGAAUAAAGCGGUGAAGAUGAUAAAAGCCCGUCCCGACUUGAGCAUCAAAAUCAGGCCUAUCAAGCCCGAGUGUCUCGCGUGGGGAGUCAUAACAGAUGCGUCCUUCGACAACGCGGGUGAUGGAAGGAGCCAAGGAGCUUUUGGCGUGAUCGCGUUCCAUGAGGACCUGCAGAAAGGCUUCAGAGUUCCCUGCUCCCUGAUCACAUGGAGGAGUGGGAGGAUUCAAAGAGUUGUGAACUCCACGCUUGCAGCAGAGACUCAGAGUUUGUCCAAAGGACUGGGAGAGCUUUGUUGGAUCAUGUCUGCGUAUAACGAGGUGAUGGACCCCGACUUCACGAUCGAGCAGUGGGAGUCUAGGAUUUCCAAAAACAAGGUGAUGGCCAUGGUGUCCGACGAGUCGACCAAGGACUUCAAGGAGGCUCUGUGCAUUGUGGACGCCAAGGCCCUGUACGACCACUUGUCCCGUGAAAGUGUCGGACCUUCUCAAGAUAAGCGUACAAGCCUGGAAAUUCAGGUGAUCCGACAAAACAUGAAUGCCAUCAACGGGAAGAUCAAAUGGGUGCCGCAUCCACAGAUGGCCAUUGACGGCUUGACAAAGAAGAACGCGAACAUGGACUCGCUCUACCAGCUCUUGGACACAGGAGAGUACCAGAUAGUGGAAAUGGCAAAGGCCCUGCAAGAAAAGAAAGAGGAACGAGAGCAGCGAGGAUACAAUC